This is a messenger RNA of Cariama cristata (Red-legged seriema), 2151 nucleotides long. It is a transcript of the gene ASTN1, whose product is annotated as astrotactin 1. The record is from RefSeq and is a predicted model, not a curated record. Lineage: Eukaryota; Metazoa; Chordata; Aves; Cariamiformes; Cariamidae. Gene Ontology annotation, biological process: neuron cell-cell adhesion; neuron migration. Gene Ontology annotation, molecular function: protein binding. The coding region runs from base 1 to 2151 and encodes 716 amino acids. The transcript is spliced from 16 exons.
AUGGGAGUCAGGCCUUGGCCGUACACCAUCUUCCAGCGUGGCUUUGACUUGGUGCUGGGCGAGCAGCCGUCCGACAAGAUUUUUCGGUUCACCUACACCCUAGGGGAAGGCAUGUGGCUGCCCCUGAGCAAGAGCUUUGUCAUCCCACCAGCCGAGCUGGCCAUCAACCCCUCAGCCAAGUGCAAGACCGACAUGACGGUGAUGGAGGAUGCAGUGGAGGUCAGGGAAGAACUGAUGACCUCCUCCUCCUUCGACAGCCUGGAGGUCCUCCUUGACUCCUUCGGCCCCGUCCGCGACUGCUCCCGAGACAACGGGGGCUGCAGCAAGAACUUCCGCUGCAUCUCAGACCGCAAGCUGGACUCGACGGGCUGCGUGUGCCCGACGGGACUGAGCCCAAUGAAGGACGGUACAGGCUGCUACGACCGUCACAUCGGUGUGGACUGCUCAGAUGGCUUCAACGGGGGCUGCGAGCAGCUGUGUCUGCAGCAGAUGGUCCCCCUGCCCGAGGACCCCCUGCUCUACAACAUCCUCAUGUUCUGCGGGUGCAUUGAGGACUACAAGCUGGGCACAGAUGGGCGAUCGUGCCAGCUCAUCUCAGAGUCGUGCCCCGAGCCGGGGGACUGCGGUGAGCCCCGUGAGCUGCCCAUGAACCAGACGCUCUUUGGGGAGAUCUUCUAUGGCUACAACAACCACUCCCAGGAGGGGGCUGCGGGGCAGGUGCUCCAAGGGACGGUCAGGCAGAACAACUUUGCCCGGGGCCUGGAGCAGCAGUUGCCAGAUGGGCUGGUGGUGGCCACGGUGCCCCUGGAGAACCAGUGCCAAGAGGAGCUCUCCGACCCCACGCCCGACCCCGAGUUCCUGACUGGGAUGGUGAACUUCAGUGAGGUGUCUGGGUACCCCCUCUUGCAGCACUGGAAGGUGCAGUCCGUCAUGUACCAUGUCCGACUCAACCAGCUGACCAUCUCCCAGUCCUUUAGCAAUGCACUCCACUCUCUGGAUGGGGCCACAUCCCGUGGAGAUUUCAUGGCGCUGCUGGACCAGUUUGGCAACCACUACAUCCAGGAGGCAGUGUACGGCUUCGAGGAGUCCUGCUCCAUCUGGUAUCCCAACAGGCAGGUCCAGCGGCAGCUCUGGCUGGAGUACGAGGACAUCAGCAAAGGAGCUCCGGGGUACAGGCAGCGUGAGUUUGGAUCUCACCGCUGGCACCGUGACCGCUGCAUCUUUUCCGUCAUGAAGCUGCAUAAGUCUCAGUAUGGGCACCAGCCUACUCGCAUGGCAGCCGGCGGGCGAGUGGAGUGCCGGAGCCGUGGGCGCUGCCCCUCCUCCUGCCCGCUCUGCCACGUCGCCUCCAGUCCUGAUGUGCCGGCCGAGCCCAUCCUGCUGGAGGUCACCAAAGCAGCCCCCAUCUACGAGCUGGUGACGAACAACCAGACCCAGCGGCUCUUGCAGGAGGCCACCAUGAGCUCGCUAUGGUGCUCAGGCAGCGGGGAUGUCAUCGAGGACUGGUGCCGCUGUGACUCGAGUGCCUUUGGGGCUGACGGGCUGCCCACCUGCGCACCUCUCCCGCACCCCAUCCUGCGGCUCUCCACUGUUCAUGAGCCCAGCAGCACACUGGUGGUGCUGGAGUGGGGGCACUCAGAGCCCCCCAUCGGGGUGCAGAUCGUCGACUACCUCCUCCGUCAAGAGAAAGUCACCGACAGAAUGGACCACUCCAAGGUGGAGACAGAGACGGUGCUGAGCUUCGUGGAUGACAUCAUCUCCGGUGCCAAGUCACCCUGCGCCAUGCCUGCCCAAGUGCCUGACAGGCUGUCCUCCACCAUCUCCCUCAUCGUUCGCUGCCUGGAGCCCGACACAACAUACAUGUUCACGCUCUGGGGUGUUGAUAACACAGGAAGACGCUCCAGGUCCAGUGAUGUGACAGUCAAGACCCCCUGCCCUGUGGUAGAUGAUGUGAAAGCUCAAGAAAUAGCAGACAAAAUCUACAACCUCUUCAAUGGCUACACCAGCGGCAAGGAGCAGCAAACAGCCUACAACACUCUGCUGGACUUGGGUUCCCCCAGCCUGCACCGAGUCCUUUACCACUACAACCAGCACUACGAGAGCUUUGGGGAGUUCACCUGGCGCUGUGAAGAUGAGCUGGGACCCAGGUAG